GAGAUUUAUCUGAUCCGUUUCUGGGGAUGUCUCGAAUGUAACACCCUCGUGAGAGUCUUAUUCGCUGUUACUUAGGUUAGGUCUAGGUUUAGAUUUUGUGGUAGCAUUAAGGUUAGGUUUAGGGUUAGGUGUAGGGUUUCCGUGGGACCUUCUAGACACGACCCGUCUCAAUAGUCUGCCGUGAAGUUUCAUUUCGGGUAGGCGCGCGCUAGUGUGCGUGUGUAUGUGAGCACGCCGUGAGUCUCUCGUCUCGCCUCUCAUUUGUAUGCGCUUUAUUUGCCGAGGGCGGCGUUCUUAAUAAGAUCAUAAAUCGUCAAAUCCAUAGUUAUUUCGUGACGUCUCCUAUUUCCACACAUUUAUAAAAACGGGUAUUUCUGUUGCGCACUAAUGUCGAUGGGGCUGGAGUCUGGAUUUUCUAGCGAGGAAGUGCUGAAUACUCGCUUCCCUCUUCACCGGGCGUGCAGAGAUGGGGAUGUGGGCGCGCUGUGCUCGCUUCUCAAGUGCAGCACAGAUCAACUCUCUGUGGAAGACUCUUUCUACGGUUGGACACCGUUACACUGGGCUGCACACUUCGGCAAGCUGGAGUGUGUUAUGCUUCUAGUGCAGGUGGGAUGUGGUGUGAACUCCAUGACCUCUCGCUUUGCCCAGACGCCUGCUCAUAUUGCUGCCUUCGGGGGUCAUCCACAGUGCUUGCUCUGGCUGCUGCAAGCUGGUGCUGAUCUUAAUAGACAGGACUAUGUGGGAGAAACCCCCCUCCACAAAGCGGCCCGGGCUGGCAGUGUUGACUGCAUUAACACACUGCUACUCCAGGGAGCCAAGGCAGACAUGAGGAACGCUAGUGGACUGACAGCAGCUGACCUAACCCAUGCCCAGGGCUUUCAAGAGUGUGCCCAACUGCUUUCCAAUGCCCAGAACCAGCAACUCAAUCAGCUUAAUGGGCUCUCAUCUAACAGCUCUUUGUGCUAUGGGGAUCGCAAACUAAUCCAAGAGCGGGGCAUCCUUAAUGGGGUACCCAAUCGAAAGAGGUCCCUUGAUUGCAUGGAGCCUAAUCAAAUUAAAAAGGCCAGAACGGAUGAUCUUGGUUAUCAGGCGAUGAGUGGAGUUAAUGGAUCCAGUGGAGGAGACCAGAUGGAGAACAUACACAUGGAGUUUGGGCCAACACUGAGUACCACAGGUGGGAACGGACCCUUAAAUGGAUCCUGUUCUUUGGGGUCCAAUGGCUACAGCAGUGCAGAGCAGGACCAGGGGGCCAGAAUGGAGAGCUUAUCCUCUCCAGCCCACAAAGAGCUGGAGAUCUUCACCGUGACCUCCAUGCAAAUACCAUGUCGUUGCACUAACUCCUAUGCCUAUUUGUAGGGCAAUUUGCCUUUGCUUCAUUUAGACUCUUCUGGUUAUGUGUGUCUAGAUGGGAAUAUAAUACAGUUUAGUACACUUCAUGUGUAUAAAGCCUUUCAUAAAAAUUGUCACACUAUCCCGUCCUUUUAACUUUAGUUGGUGUGCACUUUGUAAAAAAAUAAAAUAAGUUAUUUUGAUCAGUUUGGAGAAAUUUUGUUUUGUUUUGCACAAAUACUUCCCUGAACACUUUUUUUUUAUUAUUAUUAUUUUUAUUUUUUUAUUUUGAUUCCUGUACAUUCCAAGUUAAAAAAAAAAAAUCCCACCUUGUCUCUAAAGUCUCUGCAUUUUGAGGCAGUUUUGUAUGCCCUGAAAUCCAUACUCGAAAAGUAAAAUGUCUUUUUGUGUUUGAUCUUAAAAUGACUGCUUUUGCAGAGUUGCAUUUCCCUUGCCAAAUUCCUGCCCUUUAGACUGUUUGUUACUUUUGACACAAGUGACCCAUUUUAUUGUCCUGCAAAGUAGCAAAAAGGAAACACAGAUUCUAGGUGGAUUCCAGCAUGUUAUUUUUUGUAGUGUUCCUAUGUAAUUUCCAUUUGGACAUUUUUUAUAUUUUAUCCAUGUUGUUUUUUUUUUUGUUUUGUUUUUUUCCUGUCAUGAAUGUUUUCUUUUCUUCUUCUUCUUGUUAUACCAAAGUAUAUCUUAACGUGAAUUUACAAAUUACAUUUAUGGACCUUCGCUGUGCAGCUUUCAAACGUAUAUGUUCUUGUAGGGAAGUGCCAGAUGCUGUUCAGUCUGAUUUCUUUGUCCUCAGAUCUUUUGACUCUGUUAGGUUGUAGUUUGCUUUCUGUGAGUGUUCUGUGGGCAAAAUCUGUUAAAGAGGAUCUAUUUAGUUAGAUUUGUUGUAUCUUUGCAGUUAAAUGUUUAUCUAUCUGGUUAUUGAAAGAGGGGAAAGUCCUUUUUCCGGCUAAUAUUUUGCUUAGAAUUUUGUAUGUAGUCUAGAUAUUAUUUGCUUGAGGUGAAGGAAAGUCUUUGAUUCAAAUGUACUUUUAUAUAUGUUCAAAUAAAAAGAUCUAUUUGUCAGAAUUUGUUCUCCCAAAAAAGAAGUCUGAAGUAAAUGGCCAAGGCCAUAAUUUUUUGCACUGCAAAUAAAAUGCAUGAUUGCCUACUCUAAAACUUUUCUGUAUUACAAGGGACAUCUGACUGAAAGUGCUCAUUUACACAGCUAAGUCGGACACUGAGAUAGAGGUAAAAAUAUAUAGUUCAUGUAGCAUAGCAGGAUGCUUAAUAUUGACAAAUGUAAUUUCUAUACUCAUUAAAUGUUCUGUCUUUUAACAAUCA
Molecule: messenger RNA, 2670 nt
Organism: Myxocyprinus asiaticus (Chinese sucker)
Lineage: Eukaryota; Metazoa; Chordata; Actinopteri; Cypriniformes; Catostomidae
Product: ankyrin repeat domain-containing protein 10-like
Exons: 5
Coding region: 388-1356 (322 amino acids)
Molecular function (GO): protein binding
Source: RefSeq, a predicted model, not a curated record